GACACAGCUACUAAUUGCUGUUGAAUGUGUAUUAAAAAUAUAAUUACGUCCUACAAGCUACAGCCGCCAUUAGAAAGUGUAGUCAAACAGGCAACAAUUUCAACGAUGACCUAUGGACAAUCUCGAGUAGAAUGAUGGCAAAAAGGUGUAGUCAUCCAGGUAUGACUAUUCAUGGCUUUAAGACCUUAAAUCGAUUUAGCAUUUAGUUAAAAUUACUGCACAAUGUGGUAUGGUGCAACAUUGGAUGCCCAGUUUGGUAACGUAGUGCACAUUUCGUGCAGAGAGAGAAACCGACCAAUGCUAUCGCUGCCUUCCAAGCUUCAAGUUCAAAUCAUUGGACGCAUAUGCAGCGGUUUGAAGGCGAUAAGGAGAUUGAAUAGAAAGGAGAGGCGGCACACAUAUUUCGGUUCACAAUCCGUGUGGAUGUAUGACACUUCUUUAUUGAAAUCAACCGUAGGGAAAGUGUCGUUAAAGAGAAAACGAGGAUGUGAUUUCCCCCUGGGUGCAUUUGAUAUUCAUGGGGGUAAACUCACCCAGUCCUACUUUUCCAAGAGCCCUCUUGAAGCACAUGGGAAAGAUCUGUGUAGGGGAGGUACAGGAGCAUGGCUGACCGUCUGGACUAUUCCAGCGAAGCUCGGUCCAGACAAGAAUCAGCUUCCUAGCCGUCACUUCUCGACCAGAGCCUAAGCUCCUCUCAGACACACUCCUGCUUCACCAGCUCCCUGAAAUCAAUGCUAUAUUAUUUCUAUCAUGGGAUGCGUCAAAUCCAAGAAGAGUGAUCCGACCCAGUACGCCAACUCGGUGGAGAAGGUGGACAGCAAGCUUGGGAAGAGAUGGGGCGAGAAUGCGCUGCUGGUCCACUCUGAGACGGGGUCGGGGAAAGACUCUGCCCGGGUGGACCCCAUCCUGCUGGAGUACGCCCACCAGCUGUCAGAGGAGAUUGUGGCCCGGGCAGUGCAGCAGUGGCUGGAGGUGGACAGCCGCUACAGUGACAUCCCCUACAUCGAGUGUGACGUGCCAUGAGGGAAGGGGGCAGGCAGUGCAAGAGGCAUUUCUGUUCUGGGAUUCACCUUGACCCUCUGGGGAGAGAGAGACAAAUGGAUGCCCAGAAGACAGGAGACCAGACAGCACUCAGAUUCAGGGUGAAACAAAACACUACGAACAUGUACCAGCUGGAGAUGACAGAUGUUCAUCCCAAUCUAUGGUCCAAAGCCAUUUUUCUGUUUAAUUAAUACAUACUUGGAUGUUGUAACUCAUUUGGUGACAAUUUGACCUUGACUAACAGACAAAGACCUUGGCUACUCCUCUCAUAUUCAAUCUAAACCAUGUGCUUCCCUCCAUCGUUAGCUAGAGGAUGAGAGUUGGGGUGGGUUUGGUUAAACUGUAUUGGGAGCCAAUAAAGCAGGAGAGUAUCAUUGAAUCCUGCUUUGAAAAUUACCGGUUCUGCCUUUCAGUAAAAUUAUACCGUUUUUUUUGUUGUUGCUUGACGCGUGUCAUCCUGGGGCCAAAUUUCAGGUCCUAUGUAGGAAGUUAUUAAUAGGCCCCUCAAGUGGCUAGUGUUUUUCACUUGAAAUGUUUGCUGGGAUCAGCAGCUACACACCUCCCUCUCCAUCUGUCUUCCCAGACAGAAGCUCCCAGUUUAGGGUUAUUGGAUAAUGGCGUCCCAGGGUGCCUGUGGUCCACAUCCACCAACAAAGGAAACACAUUCUUCAAACUACCCAUGAAGUAGGUCCGGGACGAUACCAGUAUCGCGAUAUUCGUUAGUAUCGGGGCAAGGAAACAAAACAUGAAGCGAAUUUAACUUCAGCCCUAAUGUUGGAAACAAAAAUCAUUAUGUUGUCCCAUUUAUUUAUUUUCCAAGCUAUAGCACACAAUAUUUUACAUACAGCAGGUUUUUAAAGGACCAAAGAGCUUUGUGUUUUUAUUUUUGCCAUGGAAAGAAUAUCGCGAUACGGGUAUCGUCCCGGCCCUACCAUUAAGCAGGUCUUACCACGAGCUGCAGCAACAGAGGACCUGACUACGGUCACUUUGACAAAAUGAUGCUCUAGAAAUGUUUUACAGAGGUUCAGCGUCCUCCCAUUUUGUGAAUUUGAAUGUCAAUGACAAUAGGACAUUCCUGAGGGCUGGCUAGGUCCGCAUGCCAUGAGUAAAUCAGGACAUUAGGACGGAUUCACACACUUUUAACGGGACUUUGCUUCUGGACACAAAAAGAGUGCUGGGUUCACAAAUACCUUUUGUUUUGGCCAAAAAUGUCUAGGGCCAAGCACCCUGGUUUUUACGUACUGUAUUCUAUCCAGUGAUGAACUACUGCCAUCUGCCCCAUAGAAUUUACAGCAGAAAUAUGCAACUCUAAAAGGCCAUGCUAUUUUUAUUAAGAGCAAAUGGCUUCUUAAUUGUACGAUGCUAUUUUAACAGGCCAAAGACACACAUACUCACAACAGAGAGUUGAGUUGUUUGGAAUAGGGGACCACAACUGCCAAAGUCCUUAAUGAACGCUAAUACAAGCACAAUAUGUUUGAUGGGCUUUCUUAUGACGUUUAUUUGAGUUGAGUUUUAGUCAUAGCACGUCAGUUCCCACCCUACCACAAACAAUGUUCAAGAAGCUCUAAAAAAGGUGCAUUAGUCUAGGCUGGGCAACAUGGUACAUUAACAAGUGGACAUUAUUUCACUGGAAAAUGAAGUUUUGGUGAUGUUUUGGAAUGUGUAUCUCAAGUGAGAAUUCAGCUGCCAGGGCAUUAGGUUUGCUCAGCAAAAAAAAAUGUGGUGGUUGUGUGCUUUAACUGCUCCACCAAAAACUCCAUUACAUUUAAAAGCAACAAAUUGUGUUUAUAACGACAUUUGCACUAAUCUGGGUUGAGAGAUUAAUCUCUUGAACCAUCCCAAAAAUUCUGUAAACAAAUUGAAAAGCCUGUCGAAUGCCUCCCAGUCGAAACAGUUUGCGCGUGUAUUGCAACAACAUUUUGUGACGUUAUUCUUUGUUUUGGCUGUUUUUUGUUGUUGUCUGUUCGCGCACACAAAUAUUUUUCUUGAGGCAAGUUGAAGUUUGGUAGCCCAAGUAUAUGCCCCUUCGUCGGUGAUUGGUCAACAGUACUACUCCUAGUAGCAGUGGGAACUAUAGACAGGAUUCUUCAAAUUUUCAUGCACAUUUUCUCACUUGAAAAAUAAUGCACCAAACAUCUUAGUUAGAUGUAAAAUUAUUAAGACCUCCUCAGCAAAAAUGCCAACAUUAAUUACUAAUAAUUCUUGAUUUAUCUUCGAUUUAAUUCAGACUCUUUUGAGGAAGUGUUAUUGGCUAAGUUGUUGCUACGGCAUCUCAAGAGGGACAAACCGUAAUAUUGCUGCUUUUUUCUUGUUUUUCAAGCGAAGGUCUUUUUAAGGGAGUUUGCUAGUAGCAAACCAAACCUAGUUUGCAGACCCAUUUAGCGGUGACGCAAUUUUUUCCCCAUACUGAAUUCCUAAAUCUAAGAACUGGGAGGUGGAGGGUUUAGAAACAGAUCACAGUUAUCACUGCUUCAGCUAAAUGUUGUAACAACUUAUAGAUAAAGCUGCAAAAAACAAUACAUUCAAAAGUUGAUUUCCAUCAAGCUUGAUUUUGACUCCAGUAAAUUGGUUGAUAAAAGUAAUGUUUUACUAUGCAGAAGACAACUAGUACUACAGUAUAUAAUGUAUACAAUGCAUUCAGAAAGUAUUCCGACGCCUAGAAGUUUUCCACAUUUUGUUACAUUACAGCCUUAUUCUGAAAUGGAUUCAAAUAUUUUUUCCUCAAUCUACACACAAUACCCCAUAAUGACAAAGCAAAAACAGGUUUUUAGUCUUCUUGGGUAUGAUGCUACAAGCUUGGCACACCUGUAUUUGGGGAGUUUCUCCCAUUCUUCUCUGCAGAUCCUCACAAGCUCUCAGGUUGGAUGGGGUGCGUCGAUGCACAGCUAUGUUCAGGUCUCUCUCCAGAGUUCGAUCUGGUUCAAGAAUCACUGCGUUGUCUUGGCUGUGUGCUUAGGGUAGUUGUCCUGUUGGAAGGUGAACCUUCACUCCAGUCUGAGGUCCUGAGUAUUCUGGAGCAGGUUUUCAUCAAGGAUUUCUCUGAACUUUGCUCCAUUCAUCUUUCCCUCAAUUCUGACUAGUCUCCCAGUCCCUGCCCUUGAAAAACAUCCCCACAGCAUGAUACUGCCACCACCAUGCUUCAACGUAGGGAUGGUGCCAGGUUUCCUUCAGACGUGACACCUGGCAUUCAGGCCAAAGAGUUCAAUCUUGGUUUUCAUCAGACCAGAGAAUCUUGUUUCUCAUGGUCUGAGUCCUUUAGGUGCCUUUAGGCAAACAUGUGCCUUUUACUGAGGAGUGGCUUUGUCUAGCCACUCUACCAUAAAGGCCUGAUCGGUGGAGUGCUGCAGAGAUAGUUGUGCUUCUGGAUGGUUCUCCUAUCUCCACAGGGGAACUCUGGAGCUCUGUCAGAGUGACCAUUGGGUUCUUGGUCACCGCCCUUCUCCCCCGAUUGCUCAUUUUGGCCGGGCAGGCCAGCUCUAGAAAGAUUCUUGGUGGUUCCAAACUUCUUCCAUUUAAUAAUUAUGGAGGCCACUGUGUUCUUGGGGACCUUCAAUGCUACAGACAUUUUUUUGCUACCCUUCCCCAGAUCUGUGCCUUGACACAAUCCUGUCUCGGAGCUCUACGGACAAUUCCUUCGACAUCAUGGCUUGGUUUUUGCUCUGACACGCACUGUCAACCGUGGGACCUUUAUAUAGACAGGUGUGUGCCUUUCCAAAUCAUGUCCAAUCAAUUGAAUUUACCACAGGUGGACGCCAAUCAAGUUGUAGAAACAAUCAAGUUGUAGAAACAUCAAGGAUGAUCAAUGGAAACAGGAUGCACCUGAGCUCAAUUUAAAGUCUCAUAGCAAAGGGUCUGAAUACUUAUGUAAAUACAGUAUUUUGUUUGCUUUAUACAUUUGCAAAACAUUUGAUAAACCUGUUUUUGCUUUGCCAUUGUGGGGUAUUGUGUGUAAAUUGAUGAGGGAAAAUAAUGUAUUUAUCCAUUUUAGAGUAAGGCAGUAACGUAACAAAAUGUGGAAAAAGUCAAGGGGUCUGAACUUUCCGAGUGCACUGUAUUUCAUAAUAAUAAAACUGUGAUAGCCUUCUAAGUUACGUCGAACACAGACAUCCAAUGCUUUGGAUAUGGUCAAUGUUGCAGUUCACAAUGCUUCCAGCUUGAAUGAAAUAAGGUAUACCAACGUAUGUACAAACUAGGUAUACCUGGAUUCUUUCCUUCGAAAUAUGAUGUCAGUAUCGGUAACCAUGGCAAAAUUACAGUAACAUCAGUCUUUCAGUCAACCCUUUAGUUUGAUUAUGAACUAAAUGUGUUUUCUGUUGGGAGAUUCUAAUGCUUCCUUUGAAUCAUCUGAAUCUAUAUAUUUAUAAUAUUCAUUUCACCUGCAGCACUGUACAGGUCUGUAAAUAACUAAUUGAUUAAAAAUGUGAAUACCAAUAAAGCUGAAAUCUAUGCCUUC
Molecule: messenger RNA, 5494 nt
Organism: Oncorhynchus masou masou (cherry salmon)
Lineage: Eukaryota; Metazoa; Chordata; Actinopteri; Salmoniformes; Salmonidae
Product: small membrane A-kinase anchor protein-like
Exons: 2
Coding region: 751-1023 (90 amino acids)
Molecular function (GO): protein kinase A regulatory subunit binding
Source: RefSeq, a predicted model, not a curated record